This is a messenger RNA of Equus caballus (horse), 5488 nucleotides long. It is a transcript of the gene P2RY1, whose product is annotated as purinergic receptor P2Y1. Gene Ontology annotation, biological process: relaxation of muscle; phospholipase C-activating G protein-coupled receptor signaling pathway; platelet activation. Gene Ontology annotation, cellular component: plasma membrane. Gene Ontology annotation, molecular function: G protein-coupled ATP receptor activity; G protein-coupled ADP receptor activity; A1 adenosine receptor binding. NCBI's taxonomy places the organism in Eukaryota, Metazoa, Chordata, Mammalia, Perissodactyla, Equidae. The record is from RefSeq and is a predicted model, not a curated record.
GCCUGCCCCUCGGAGCCGCCGCCUGAGUCGGGGAGAGAAUGACCGAGGUGCUGUGGCCGGCUGUCCCCAACGGGACGGACGCCGCCUUCCUGGGCGGCCCGGGCUCGCCGUGGAGCAACAGCACGGUGGCCUCCACCGCCGCCGUCGCCGCCACCUCGUUCCGAUGCGCGCUGACCAAGACGGGCUUCCAGUUCUACUACCUGCCGGCCGUGUACAUCGUGGUGUUCAUCAUCGGCUUCCUGGGCAACAGCGUGGCCAUCUGGAUGUUCGUCUUCCACAUGAAGCCGUGGAGCGGCAUCUCCGUGUACAUGUUCAACUUGGCCCUGGCCGACUUCCUGUACGUGCUGACCCUGCCGGCGCUCAUCUUCUACUACUUCAAUAAGACCGACUGGAUCUUCGGGGACGCCAUGUGCAAGCUGCAGAGGUUCAUCUUCCACGUGAACCUGUACGGCAGCAUCCUGUUCCUCACCUGCAUCAGCGCGCACCGCUACAGCGGCGUGGUGUACCCGCUCAAGUCCCUGGGCAGGCUCAAGAAGAAGAACGCCGUGUACGUCAGCGUGCUGGUGUGGCUCAUCGUGGCGGGGGGCAUCUCCCCCAUCCUGUUCUACUCGGGCACCGGGGUCCGGAAAAACAAAACCGUCACCUGCUACGACACCACCUCGGACGAGUACCUGCGGAGUUACUUCGUCUACAGCAUGUGCACGACGGUGGCCAUGUUUUGCGUCCCCUUGGUGCUGAUCCUGGGCUGUUACGGACUGAUUGUGAGAGCCUUGAUUUACAAAGACCUGGACAACUCGCCUCUGAGGAGGAAGUCCAUUUACCUGGAGACACUUUCAGAAGGAGACUCUCCCGAGCCACCAGGAAAGCUUCCAGAAGAAGUGAAGCACACUUGCAAUCCAAGAGUGAAGACAUGACCCUCAAUAUUUUAUCCGAGUUCAAGCAGAACGGAGAUACAAGCUUGUGAGGACGCAGGAAUCCCCAGACACCCGCUUUGUAACAUGGUAGGAUGCUUAACAGAGCCACGUGGUUUUUUUCCCUUUAAGUUUCUAGUAAGUUUGGUGAAAAUUCAAACCAAGAAAGUAGUGAGUUUAAAAAAAAAAAAGAAAUGCUCACGCCCACUCUUGGCUUGUUUGGGUUUGCUUUCAAGGCCUGCCUUCUUUCUAACCAGAAGUAUGUAUAAUAAAAUAAUACUGUCCUAGUUAAACAUUUACUUCUUUUCUGCCUUUAAAAUCGACACACUUUUCUAUUUAAAGUGCACAGGAAUAUUGGAGCUAUUUUGAUAUUAAUAAUUUCUCCAAGGAAACUGACAACCUGAAACUUGAUUUUGUGAUUCAUCUAAUCUUUGUUGUUUUUAAUUAUCCAUGGUAGGAACAAAUUGAAAGUCCACAUUCUCAAGGUUAACAUAGGAUGGCAAAACACUGAACUAGGUCUGUUCAGUAUCAGAUGGAAAGACCUCAGCGGGGUGUCUUUUUUGGUCCUAUAAGCAUAGGUGCUAGCUGGCUGAGUUUCUUGGGAGAAUUGAAUAGAAAAAUAAAGUCAGUGAAUUUAAAAGCCUAAAAAGUGGUUAUUGCUCAGUUAUUUCUAGAAAACUACUCACUGUAUGUUGGGUGCUAAAUGUUUGAUGAUGGAAGCCUGCGUAUAUUAUCUUACCAGUAAAAUGCAUUCAACGUAAUCAAACUGCGUGUACUUUCCUCGUAAACACCACGGGCUCUGUUAGACUUCCUGUGAUAACGAGCAUCUGCUGGUCCCACUGCUGUGCAGGCCUUAGGAGUUUGCGUUCCAGUACAAAUGCUCACUCACAUCUGUGAAAACAAUUUAAAAAUCUCCGAUAAACUACAGACCAAAGUGGAGGAACUGUUAGCAGGUUGAGGGAUGUGGGGCAAGAGGGUAGUGUUAUAUCAGAGGGGGAGAGGUGACAGUCACCCACAGUGCAGUGCCUGCAACCAUGUUCUCAAAUGUAUGAGGCAAGUGGGAGCAGGUAGAAGGCAUUGUUAGAUGAGGACUUCAGUGUAAAUUAAGUCAUGGUGGAAAGGCUCUUUUUUGCUUCUUGGAAACGUUGGAAAAUAGUGAAUGCAAUUUGAAAAGAAGGCGGCAGAAUUUAUAUAUGUUGUGUUGAUAGAAUGGGAAGCUAUAGUCCUUUACUGGAUCUUGCAUCCUCACACUUAAAGAAAAAACUCCAAAUAUAUGGGAAAGGGAAAUAUGAAGAAUGAAAUUUAAGCACUUAAGGUACCACAGCACUGAGAAAUAAGUUGUACAAACUACUAGUCACACUCCUAGUAAUUUAAGAGAAGACUACUGGUGUUUUCUUCUACAUUUUUUCUCUGCCAGGCAGUAAUGAGAAAUAUGUGAAACAUUUCGUUAACUUUAAUAACAGUUUUCAAUGAAUAUUGAAUUGCUGCAUUUUUAACCUUUGAAAUCUUUAAAUUCUGUAUAAUGUAGAAUAAUGAGGUGAGUUAAUCCAAUUUAUAACUCCAAACAGAUAAAUCCAGGGUCAAAGGAAUUUUUAAUGGUGAAACCAGCCCCAUAAAGUCAACAUCAGACUCUGCAGCCGAUGGUGGAGCAGCUUGUUUGGAAGCACUUCAUAAGUAAAGCGGUUUGGGGCUGUGUCUUAAGGCAAGGACCUUAGCGCCCUGUGGGACGUGGUGACAGGAAUGUCAGGGCUUAUUUCAGGUCUUGGAAUGCCUGGGUGGACUGAGGAUUCAUGGGACCCUCGGUUUCUUCUUCGAGUGGCUCAGUUUAUCCAGUGUCAGACCACCAAGAACAAUGAAGAAAAGCUGUGUUUAGCUUCUUUUUUACAGGUUGAGUGUUGAUGCACAGAGUUAUAGAAACCAAGUCAAGAAGAAACCUUUUAGAUGUCCUACUUACACCUCCUCAUUUUGAGGAAAGACAAGGUUAGCUAGAUUCUCACUUGGUUAGGGUCCUACAGCAUUGUCUGCUAUGAAAUCCUAGAAGAAAAAGUCUAAAAUAUGUCAUUACUUUGUUGUCCCUGUCGAGUAUCCUGUUGAGUGAGACAAGAUAGAUAUCACUAAAUUGACCAACAUGGAAAUUUCAAAGUCUGGACCAGCCUUGACUCGAACGCCAAUGGUACACAUUUCUAUCAUAUUUCCUCACCAUUUACUUUAGUUUUCUUCCUUUUAGGUCUCAGAUGCCCAGCCUGAUUUACAGUAUGUGUUAAGUACAUUGUUUCAGCCUCCAGAGAACUUUCUUUUGGAGUGUGGACGCAGUGAGGAGGUGGACAGUCACUAGAGAUGCCCUUUUACUCCUGGGCAUGCUUUUGUCCAGGGUGUUUCUUCUUUAGCUUCAUAUAUGACGUAGUGGACAAUGACAUACGAUUGCAUGCCAAAUAGUGACAAGGAUGAUCUUGCCAACUUCCAGGCAAAAAGCGGUCUCGGGGAAGAGUCCAUACUAACAGUGAAAAUACACAGAGGGAUCCAGACGGAGCAGUGAUCUGUUGGCUGGAUAUCUGAUUCAUGGCAUAUGAUGAUUGAGGAGGUAUUUUAAUAGUAAAGGUUGAAAUGUGUUGGCGUUUUGAUGAAAGAUCUGCUAAAAUUAUAGAACUUACCAGUUAACUAAAUUUCACACUGCAAAACUGUUUUAGUGCCAAGUUCAAGGUGUUUUGUGACUCGCAGAUUGGCAUCUUUGACUCUCUGAACGUCAGUGUGUGUUUGCAUUGAAAUGGUAAAAAGACAAACUAAGAAGAGUUGCUGCAUGAGAAGAGGAGUCAGAGGUAACACCUUGAGGCGCCACUCGGCCAGCUGUGGAACUCUUGACCCUUUCAAGGCCACUCUUCGUGGAUUAAAAAGGUUGGCUGACAUCCAUCUGUCGGGGCCUAGGGGACAUGCCAAAGAGUUAAAACCACACCCAGCCAGAGGUGCGUGGGGUCUGCCCCGGUGCUUUCCCGGACUCCUCAGUGCCAGUCCUAACUAAAAAGGUUUCGAGUUCACCACCUGUGACGUGGACAUAAGAGCUGUAAGUUUCCUCAGUCUGCUGGGCAGUGCGCUCACCUGUCCCUGGAUAAAGAAAUGUCAGUGCUUGUAGCAGCUGGAAUUGGACUAGUGACAAUAAGAUGUGUAACUAGUUAGAGGUCUAUGGAACCUUUAACUUUGCUGGUCAAAUUGUAGCUAUCAUAACAGUAUUUAUUGAGGAAGCUCACAGUUCUUUAGUUGUACAGAUUGAAACUUUCUUGAAAGAUCCAACAUACUGAUGUAAACUAUAUUUAUUACAAUGUAUAAUAUAUGUCACACUGGUGUAUUUUACAUAGCAUGAUGCAUCGGUAAAAUGAGAGUUAUUGUAUUUUAUGAUGCUUUUCAAAUAUCACCAUCUUGAGAUGUUUAAGUCUUCAGAUUUCUUUGGGUCUAAAACAUGAAAAUCUGUUUUGUGACACAAGUGAUUAACUUUCUCUAGAAAUGCUUCUGCAUGUUUAUGUUUUUAUUUAGGGUUCUUCCUAUAUACACACAGUUUGGUGUUAGACUAUCAUAAGAUCAAUAGUAAAUACAAAAUAUCUUAGCCAGACUGAGUCUGUAUUGUCUACAUUUUAUAUGAUACUAUAGAAAAUUUAUAUCAUCUUUUUAGGACGUUUAGAAUUGUGCCCCCAAAUGUGGUCAGAGAUUCCAUUUCCUAAUGCAAAAGGCUUGUCCUAAAUUUACGGUAGAUCUCUUAUGGUUUAGAAGUCUGGUGGGAUGGGCAUUAUCGAUACAACAUUAGUUUAAGGAAAAACUCUAGGGAGAUGGGGAGAGAGUCAUCAGUUACUGUGCUCAGCUUUGCCUCAGUUUUUGUGUUGUGUUUCUUCUUAAGGUGAAAUAGUACGAUCUUAAUUUCUUUGACAUGGAGUUUCUAAGUAACACACUACCAGCAAGUUCAACACUGCUGUUCAUUUUAAUCUGAUUUAUUUGUUCAGUUGAUGACUUUAAUUCCAAGUUUUAUAGUGAUAACUGUAUAUUAUUUGGCUGCUGAAUUCUGUUACAAUUUUUUAUUCUGUUGUACAUUGUAUUAUACAUAUCAUUCAAAAUUAAUAUGAAGGGAAAUGUAUGUUACAUAUCAAAAUUUGUGAAUUUGAAUCCAGUAUGUUUUAGUGCUUCUGCAAAAAUGUUUAUUUUUGUAUUAUCUGUGAUUUUAAUAUAGAUAAUUGAACUAGAUUUCGUUGUGAUUAAUCGUGCCAUUGAAUGGGCGGUAUGGAAACAGUGUUACUUGACAUUUUGAGCUUUCUCAGGUUUAUCUAAAUCAGUGGUAGCUUAACAAAUUCCAGACUAAUUGUGUGUAACCAUGUUUUAGAUAGAAAGAAUGCACAUCUCCUCUAAGUUUUGCAUGCAGGAGUGUAGGAUGUCAUGUGCGUGCGUGGCUGUGUGUGUGUGUGUCUAAGGCAUGGCAGCCAACUUUGUAUCUGCUAUUAAUAAUAACAGCAGAGCUUUGAUGCAAUCUUGGUCACUAGAGUUGUACCUACCAUAGACAAUUAAAACUGAAAAAGUCUCAAUAAAACUAUGAAAUGGGG